Molecule: messenger RNA, 6620 nt
Organism: Hippopotamus amphibius kiboko
Lineage: Eukaryota; Metazoa; Chordata; Mammalia; Artiodactyla; Hippopotamidae
Gene: WSCD1
Product: WSC domain containing 1
Exons: 9
Coding region: 417-2144 (575 amino acids)
Molecular function (GO): sulfotransferase activity
Source: RefSeq, a predicted model, not a curated record
GGGCGCAUCGGGCCGCUCCUCGCCGCGGGCCGCCCGGGGGCGUGCGGGCGCCGGGGGCGCCUAGGCUGCGGGCACUGCGGGGCUGCGGGCUCGGCGCCCCGGGGAGGCGGGCGCCCCAGCCGGCCGCGAUCGCGGGAUUUCUGAGCCAGGAGAGGAGGGUCGCUGGAGCCCAGGGAUGGCGAAGUUUGUGACACUUGGGCAGAAGCUGCAGCUGCAGGGCCAGGGCCAGGGCCAGAGCUAAGUGAUGGUGCGAUUUGAGUACCUGCUGGCAAUGGGGCAGGAGGAACAGUAACCCCAGGAGAGCACAGGCUGCUGCCAGGAUGUGGGGAUGACGCCUCCAGAGGCCACGGCCUCCCUCCCGCCUGGGUGCUAGGAGCCGACCUGGGCUCCAGCCGGGAGCCCUGCCGCCCAGGGGCAUGGCCAAACCCUUCUUCCGACUCCAGAAAUUUCUCCGCCGGACCCAGUUCCUGCUCUUCUUCCUCACGGCCGCCUACCUGAUGACUGGCAGCCUGCUGCUGCUGCAGCGGGCCCGCGUGGGCCUCCCGCCGGGCCCCCGGGCCCCCGGCCCCCUGCAGGACCUGCCCGUGGCCGCCGUGGCGCUGGGCGUGGGCCUGCUGGACAGCCGAGCCCUGCACGACGCCCGGGUCGGCCCGGAGCUGCUGCUCGGUGUGGACGUGCUGCGGGGCCCCCUGGCCCGGCCCCGGCCCGGCCCCCGCUGGCUCCGCAGCCGCAACUCGGAGCUGCGCCAGCUGCGGCGCCGCUGGUUCCAUCACUUCAUGGGGGACGCCCAGGGGCCGCCCGCCCUGGGCCCCGAGGCCCCCAGGCCAGCCGCCAGCAGCCGAGGCACAUACAUGGGAUGCUUCAGUGACGACGGCCAGGAGAGAACUCUGAAGGGGGCUGUAUUUUUUGACUUGAGGAAGAUGACUGUCUCCCACUGCCAGGAUGCGUGCGCUGAGCGGUCCUACAUCUACGCCGGCUUGGAGGCCGGGGCCGAGUGCUACUGUGGGAACCGGCUGCCAGCGGUGAGCGUGGGGCCAGAGAAGUGUGACCACGAGUGCAGAGGGGAGAAGAGCUCCGUGUGCGGGGGUGUGGGCCGGCUCUCCGUGUACCGCGUGGAGGAGCUGCAGCCCAGCUCCGGGAAGCGGAGGACCGUCACAUACCGGGGCUGCUUCCGACUGCCGGAGAACAUCACACAUGCCUUCCCCGACUCCCUGGUACAGGCCAACGUGACUGUGGAGGUGUGCUCAGGAUUUUGUUCCCAGAAAGAGUUCCCCUUGGCCAUCCUCAGGGGCUGGGAGUGCUACUGUGCUUACCCCACCCCUCAGUUCAACCUGCGGGAUGCCGUGGACAGCGCACUGUGUGGCCAGGAGUCUGAGGCCCAGAGGCUGGCGGAGUACUGCGAGGUCUACCAGACGCCUGUGCAGGACACUCGGUGCACAGACCGGAGGUUCCUGCCCACCAAAUCCAAAGUGUUUGUGGCUCUGUCGAGCUUCCCGGGAGCCGGAAACACAUGGGCGCGGCACCUCAUCGAGCACGCCACCGGCUUCUAUACGGGGAGCUACUACUUUGACGGAACUCUCUACAACAAAGGGUUCAAGGGCGAGAAGGACCACUGGCGGAGCCGGCGCACCAUCUGCGUGAAGACCCACGAGAGUGGCAGGAAGGAGAUUGAGAUGUUCGACUCGGCCAUCCUGCUGAUCCGGAACCCGUACAGAUCCCUGGUGGCCGAGUUCAACAGGAAGUGCGCCGGGCACCUGGGCUACGCGGCUGACCGCAACUGGAAGAGCAAAGAGUGGCCAGACUUUGUCAACAGCUACGCGUCGUGGUGGUCCUCGCACGUGCUGGACUGGCUCAAGUACGGCAAACGGCUGCUGGUGGUCCACUAUGAGGAGCUGCGGCGCAGCCUGGUGCCCACGCUGCGGGAGAUGGUGGCCUUCCUCAACGUGUCCGUGAGCGAGGAGCGCCUGCUGUGCGUGGAGAACAACAAGGAGGGCAGCUUCCGGCGGCGUGGCCGGCGCCCGCACGACCCCGAGCCCUUCACCCCCGAGAUGAAGGACUUGAUCAACGGCUACAUCCGGACGGUGGACCAGGCCCUGCGUGACCACCACUGGGCCGGGCUGCCCCGGGAAUAUGUGCCCAGAUGACAGGCCCCGGGCCCCUCUGCCUGCCCCACCGGGAGCCGGCCGCGCCCACGGGGCUGCGCACGUGCUCAGGUGCUCGGCUGCUGCCUCCCCGGGGUGCCCAGGUGCCUGUGCCACCCGCCCCGGGGCUGCCUCCCUCCCGCACAGGGAGACCCGAUGUCACGGGACGGACGCAAAGGGACACACGCUCCUAGCCAGACCCGCUCAGACCUGCCACUCCCUGCUCACAGUGCCCUGUUAACGCGCCUAAGCCACCGCCCCCAGGCUCGUGGACACGAACGUCGAUGCAGGCACACGGACAGCAGGUGAUGCGUUCCUAGGGGCUGCCUGUCUGUCUCUCCGACACGCUGACACACUGACACACGGGUGCACCCCGGGCUCUCAGAGGCCCUGGGUUUCCUGUCCACCCCCCACCCCACCCCAGUGCAGGUUUGCUGGUCAGGGGCCUUGACUGUGGGAUGCUGGGCUGGGUGAGCUUAGCGCUCUGAGGAGCGAGGACCCCGGCCUGGAUGGGCUCACAGACUGUGGGCGCCGGGCCAGGCAGCCCUGACCGCGCAUCUGCAACCCACAGUGUGUGUGGUGUGAUGACCAGGCUCCGCCCGCUCUGCAGCCCUGCCUCCCCCUGCUCUGCGGACGGGCUGGUGGCAGCAUGGGUAGAGGGGAGCUGCCCCCACACACCCCCCCCACCCCAGGACCGGCCGCAAGUUCUGUGCACCCCUCACCCCCUGGUCCAAUAUCAGCACUCCUUGGAGUGGCGCCUCCUUGCCUGGCUUCUUUCUCCGACUGUCCCCAUAACGCUGGAGAUUCACAGCAUAUCCCAGAAGCAGGGCGUGGGGGUGAGGAGACGGCGGGGCAGGGAUGGGGCUGGGCCUCCAGGGGAGCCCUAGACCCGAGGGGCCUGUAUGCCAGCAAUGCCAGUAGCAGGGGGCUUGGGGUGGGCAUGGGCAGACCCAGGAGGGAUGCGUCUUGGGGGCCACUGGGGCUGGUUGCCCCACCUAUCUUGAUGGGCCCCUGCUCUCCACGGGGUCGCCCCCAGAGUCAUGAGGAAGUGGGGUGGCAUGGCCCAUCAACAAGGCUGCAGCUUCUGCCUGACGCCCGCUGGCCCAGCCCUCUCUGUCCCUCUGUUAUUCACCUACCACUUCCUGUCACUGGGCCUCUUUGUCGUACCCUCUGUCUCUGUUUCUGUGAGGCUGACAUCUUUCCCACUGGUUCAUCCAGAAAGGGGACGGGGACUCCCGGGCGCUGACGCCGGCUGCUGUGCACAAGCCUACGGGCCUCCUGAGAAGAUGGAUUCAUAAGGCCCCCUCCCUGCAGCUCAUGGUCUCGUGGUGGUGCGGGAGGGGUUGUCACAAGUGGGAGUGAGAAAUCCAGGAACAGAGGAGUGUGUGUGCCGUGCAGGCUCACAGGCGGUCAGGGAAUGCAUCACAGCAGCUUUGAACUGGCCUUGAGGAAUCUGUAGCAGUUAUUCCAGCAAAGCAGAAGGGAAAGGUAAUUGAAGCAGAGGGAACAGCAUGUGCGAGGCUCAGAGGCUUGGAAAACCCUUGUAUGUUUUCCAAAACAGGUGAGUGGAUGUGGGGUGUGUGUCUCUCUCAGUCUGUGCAGCAGGAGGAUGGGAAUGGGUGGGUGAGGACCAUGGAGGGGACACAGAAAGGGACUCUCCUUACAGCUCCUUAGUGCUCCGCCUGGGCGGGGCAGGGGUGCUGAUGCUAAUUGCCUUCUGGGGUCACCCUUCGCUACCUGCCUUGGGCUCAGAAGUGAGGCAGUGGAGACCAGGGGACUCAGGUCUGGAGGCUGGGGGUGAGCCUGGGAGCACAGCGGAGGGCAGCUGGGACCCAGGGAGGGCUGUGGAGAGCUCGGCUGCACUGACCCCUGUGAGGGAGGGAGGUGGGUGGGCCUGAACCUGGGCAGCCCCUGAGCGCCUCGGCAGCUUCUGCAGGCCUGGGCUGGGCCUACUGGUCUGACCUCUGCAUCAGGAAGAGAGGAUGGGGUGAGGGGUUUGGGAAAGCCAGCCAUGGGAAUGUCGAACCCUCUGCUCCCUGGCCGGCAAUGGGGAGCUGAGAGCCACCCCUAGUAGGGCAGGCAGGGCUGGGGGCCUGGCAGAGCUGCUCUUCCUCAGAGGGACGGCUCCCAUGCCUUCAGUUUUGCCAUUGAAUGGCCUUGAGCAUCUGUUCCUGGUGGCCUCCAAAUUCUUCCUGAGCCUCCCCCAAACCCACACUGACACCAAGACUGUUUUCGAUCCUCCUAAAGCAUCACGGCUCAGCUCAAAGCUGGGAACACUGGGGUCUUUAUAAACAGUUCUUGAUACAGCAUGGCUCUGUGGUCAAGUCUGUGACGGCCCCUGACAAGGCCGAUUCUCUUGAGUUGAAGGAGCAGUUUAAACCCACCAGGAGUUUCCACGCUGCCUUGUAAGGGGAGCCAGGGGAUACCUGCAUCCCAGAGCGAACCUAGAGUCUCCAAGGAGACCACAGCACUGAGUGAUGGAGACUGGCUCCCUGGCUGUGGUCCUCACUCUCCUGGACACCCAGACAAUCUCCGGGGAGAAGAUUCAGAUGCCAAGGAGCCUGUGAAGGGCAGUGGAGUAGCUGGAGGACCGACCAGGACCACAGCCAGGGCUUGGCCCCCGGGCUUCCGCUGCCGCUCCAGGGGUCAGGAGAACAGCGGCACCAGCCUGUUCUUCCCGGUAGAUGCGUGGGUCUCUUCCCUGCUUUCAGGUACCCAGAGACCUCCUCUCCUUCCAGGUGGAGGUUCACUUGCUCAAAUGGCCUUGUUUACUGUACACCUUAGCCAGGCAUGCAGACGAGUGGAAUGAUGGGAUCGGGGUGCAUCCAGAUCCUGUUGAGACAGUCCACCCAGCAAGGCACCUGACCCCUGACACGUGCUCCCAGACGCUGGGUGAAUGAGGAGAUGCUAAGGUCCUGUGUGUGGGUGGUCCUCAGCAGCCAUCACCCAGCUCCUGAGAAGCACAGGAAGGGAAUUUUUCUGUCCUUUUGGGAAAGUCCAUUUGUCUCUCUCCAAGUUAGGUCUCAUUUAUAGCUUUCAGCUUCUCCGUAAUGAGGAUACUGUCCCAACCAGCCACGGGCUAAAAGAGGCUCUGUAUUUAAAAGUGCAUCAGGAACCAAUCAGACCAGAACAGGGAAACCCUGACCGUCUACAGAUUCCAACUUUAAUAGCAAGGCUGUGGAGUUACACAAACCUGUGUUAAAACUUGUAAUUUUCAUGGAUUUCAUCUCCCAUUGUGGAUCAAUUUGGAAAAACCAAAAUAUAUAAUUAAAAAAAAACUAAACUCAUUCUGAUAAUCCCAGUGAUGUGUAAAUGAGAGAGAAGAAUAGACAGGCUUCCAAACCCUGGGAAGAAAGCUGCUUAAUUAUGUGUGAGCAUCUUAUAAUGAAACCUCUUGCAGCUAAAAUUAGAUUUAGAAUGCACGAAUAUGUGAUAACGUUUGCACACCAGAAUGCAUUUUUUGGCCUUAAAAGUAGCAGGAGCAACUUGGUUCUUAGGGGGUCCCAAGAGGGGAGGUGGAAGUGCUGGGGUUGAUCUUUGUGGCUGUAAGAAUUCUUGGGGCCGAAGGUUGUUUUCUUUUGGCUGGAAAUUUGUUGGAGGCGUUUAAAAUGUGAUGCCUCCAAAGUAGUUCAUUAAGAUUUAGGGAGAAAUUGAUCGGCCUGAACCCACAUUGAUGACCACUCAAUAUUUGCCAACUUGGCCUGAACAAGGUUGAAGUAGAGUAGAGUGGAAAUAGGAUAGGGUCUGCAGAUUGAAGGGGUGGGUUGUGGUCCCAGCUCUGCUCUGCUGUGAUCUUAGACAAAGCCUUUCCUUCUCUGGUCUCAGUUCCCCAUCCAUAAAAUGAGAGAUGAGUUGGAGGUUGUUGGUUGCAUCCUCAGUGUUCAUUCCCCCAUUUCCUUUCCCAGCAGCCCCUGAUGUCUGUUGGCAGGGGUGGGUUAUGACCUGGAAUGGACUAAGUCCACACCACAUCCCAUCUCUCUGGCUACAGUGAUUUGUUCAGGCAUGGUCAUGUGAGCUAAGACAGUGGAGCCAGAGGGAAUUUCAAGGCUUUUUCUGGGAAUAGUGGGUAAAGACUUUUUAUCCACCCUGCUGGAUGUGAACAAGGACAUAGGUAAUCCUAGGUCUUGAUGGCAGCCGUCUUGGGAUCCUGGUGGGGAACCACUCCCAGCACAAAGCUGACAACUGAAGGGAGAGUCAGGAGGCAGAAGGAAACUGGGUCCUUGGUGACACUGUUAAGUACAGGAUCUCUCUUUGCCUGUGAUUGGCCCUGCCUGUGGAUGGUUUUGUUACAUGAGCCAAUAAAUUCCCUUUAUUGUUUAAGUUGGGUUGAGUUUGGUUUCUGUUACUGACAGCCCAAAGCCGUGUACAAAGGGCUUGGUUGAGAGGCCCUGACAGUCUUUGUCUCUAUGGCUGAAGUAGAUAAAGACAGAGACUAGGACAAGAAUGAGCUGUCAGAUUAGGAAGUUGCCUUUUACAGGA